This is a messenger RNA of Didymodactylos carnosus, 1269 nucleotides long. Lineage: Eukaryota; Metazoa; Rotifera; Eurotatoria; Philodinida; Philodinidae. The record is from the annotation of a GenBank genome assembly.
AUGGCAUUUGUAAAUCACUGCACACGACAAACAACAGCGACGAAGAAUCCAGUGAAUUCUUAUCGUCGCCAUGAAAUAUCAUCGGAUGAUCUAUCAUCGUCAGUUAAAUCAUCAACAGAUGAUGAUGAAUCGUGCAUUGAUCUUGAUACAACAUUAAAAUUAGUUUUCGCUGUCUAUACUCAUCCUGUUCAUAGGGAAAAACUAAAGCACAUAUUAACAAAAAUAAAACAAAAUCGGCAAUAUAAGCAUAUUAUUAUUCUUGCAAAUGCAUUUAGACUAGUAUAUUUAUUGCGAACUCUUAUUGAUCAUCUCUAUGAUGAACAAAUUAAUUUGAUUGACAGACGCUAUAUUCAUCCUGUUGAUAACUCAAAGAUUGUGGCCACUUUACAAACAUUUGCUUUUGAUCCAUCUAUUAUUCACCAUUUUUGUCACACAAUUGAUAAUUUACAAUGCCAGAUAAAGCAACAUAUUCACGUUAGAAAAUUAAACAAUAAGAAAUAUACUGAAAUAAAACAGUCACGAAAUAAAAAGGGCAAAUUAUUUCGAACAAGACAUAUUAGUCGAAAAGGUCGGAAAACUUACUCGAUUACAACAGAUGAAAUUUUAUCGUCUGAUGCAAUGGAAUCAUCGUCACAAAAAUUAUUCGAAAAUAAAUUAACACAAACAGUUGAAGACAAAACUGUUGAAACACAACAUAAUAUUAAAAAAAAUUCGUUUUAUUUAAAACCUGACUACGUUCAACAGAAUAUUCAAUCUAAAAACAAUAACUAUUAUGAUCUUGAAAACAACGGUAAAUCAACAAUUUCUUCAGCAAAAAUCCUAUGUCCCUCAUGCAAACAACAAUUAAUAUCAAGUAUUAUCACGCCAAAUCUAAAGCAAGAAUGUGCUAAAAAUUUCAUAAUGCCAUUACGACAUGAAAAUAGUCGAUUAUCGAAUAAUAAUAGUGGUGAAAAAUCAAUGCACUUUCGUCCGAUUUCUCCUCAGCCAUUACAACAACCAUCAAGUCAACGAUUUUGGAUUUCUCAAUGGAAUAAUUUGUUUAAUUAUGUUCAAAAUGAAGAUGAAACGAUAAGUGUUAAUCAGUGUUCAUCAAACAAAAAAUCAACAAAACAACGCAAAAGUCAAAUGUUAUUUGUAGAUAAUUGUACUUCAUCGUGUGAAUUAGAUAGAGCCGAAUUAUUAGAAAAUAACCAUAGGACUCAACAAACGAAAAAAUGUCAGAUUAAACGACAAAAUACAAAUAGAACGAUCAACAUAGAAAAACACUAG